UGCAGUGGUUAACGUGCAGUAUUGAAGUCUGGGCUGCCACUUCCUUAAUUUUGCUUUGUGAGUGAUUUAAGCUGGGACAUGAUCAGAGCAUUUAAAUGGACUUCUCCACAGCUCCCCAGAAGAGAGAGGCCGGGGACCGCAGGCUCACGCUGGGAGACAGCACAGAGGAAUAGAGGCAUCAGGAAAGAGCUGACAAACCCCUCGUGCAGAGCUGCUGCUCUCAAACUGAUGGAGACAGAAACUUUUGAAAGAAAACUACGUGGGAAGUUCCAUUAAGGAAAGAAGUGAGGUUUUGUUUGCAUGUCAUGGCUCACUUCUCCUGCAAGCCCUGAAUAUAUUGUAAAACGUGAAAGAGAUCCUGAAGUGCACUGAUGGAAAAGACAGAUGACAUUCAGAGCUGCCAGGUUGAGCCUGAAGAGGACAUCCCAAAGAGUUCCCCAUUUGACUUUGUUAUGAAACAGUUCCAAGGGAAGAAGUCCUCUCCUGGAAAAAGAGAAGAGCAGCCUUCAGCCAUCAAAAAAUUCUUCAAGGGCUUUGACUUUGGGAAAUCUGAAGGCAAGAACGGAAGGGAAACCGAAGAAACAGAAAUAAACAACUCUGGAGCCAAUGAUCAGAGUGAGAAGCAAGAUCUCUCUGUAGAAGAUGGACUUUCACAUCACAUUUCUGAAGCGGAGUCACCAUCUGGUGAGCAGAGAUUUAACCAGUUCAUGCAGAAACUGGGAAAGAAACCCAACAGCAAGAAUUUGGAUCUAACUAAUUGUGAAUUAAGUGCAGCAGAUGUAACAGAGCUGGCUUCUUUACUGCCAUUUCUCCCAGAGCUGGAAGAGAUCAACCUGUCCUGGAAUGGGUGUGUUGGUGGGACUUUGAAAGCUCUCACUGUUCAUCUUCAGCACGUGAACCUAUUAAAAGUCCUUCGACUUAACAACUGCAGGCUGACAGCUGAGGAUGUCACCUCCUUAGUUCUUUCUAUGUCUGCUGAUCCGCUGGAAGAUGACAUUCAGAGCUGCCAGGUUGAGCCUGAAGAGGACAUCCCAAAGAGUUCCCCAUUUGACUUUGUUAUGAAACAGUUCCAAGGGAAGAAGUCCUCUCCUGGAAAAAGAGAAGAGCAGCCUUCAGCCAUCAAAAAAUUCUUCAGGGGCUUUGACUUUGGGAAAUCUGAAGGCAAGAACGGAAGGGAAACCGAAGAAACAGAAAUAAACAACUCUGGAGCCAAUGAUCAGAGUGAGAAGCAAGAUCUCUCUGUAGAAGAUGGACUUUCACAUCACAUUUCUGAAGCAGAGUCACCAUCUGGUGAGCAGAGAUUUAACCAGUUCAUGCAGAAACUGGGAAAGAAACCCAACAGCAAGAAUUUGGAUCUAACUAAUUGUGAAUUAAGUGCAGCAGAUGUAACAGAGCUGGCUUCUUUACUGCCAUUUCUCCCAGAGCUGGAAGAGAUCAACCUGUCCUGGAAUGGGUGUGUUGGUGGGACUUUGAAAGCUCUCACUGUUCAUCUUCAGCACGUGAACCUAUUAAAAGUCCUUCGACUUAACAACUGCAGGCUGACAGCUGAGGAUGUCACCUCCUUAGGAGAGGCAUUUGAAAUUGUUCCUCAGCUUGAAGAACUGGAUUUAUCAUGGAACAGUAACAUAGGUGGAAAACUAUCACUCCUGACAAAAAAACUCCAGAAAGGAUGCAAGAUAAAACUUCUGAAAAUUACGGACUGUAACCUGACAGCAAAGGAUGGAGAAUCCCUUGCUGAAAUUCUAAAUGUGAUCCCAAACCUCGAAGUGUUAGAUCUCUCUAUCAACAAACACAUCGGCUGCAGCAUGAAGGUUCUUGCUCAGGAUCUGAAAAAUGUGCCAGGCUUGAAAGAGUUAAACCUGCACAUGUGUGGAUUAAAGCAAGACAGCCUCCAGGGCUUAGACACUGCUUUUCAGCACCUUGCCGAGCUGAGAAAAUUAGACAUAUCAUGUAACAAAGAGAUUGGCGGCGGCUUUAAAGACUCCACAGCUCAUUUGGCCAGCUUGAAAAAUCUCGAAGUCCUUGAUCUCCACCAGUGCUGCGUAACAGAAGAGGACAUGACCGUUUUGGCCCAGGUAAUACCUUUACUCUCCAGUCUUCAAGAGCUGAAUUUAUCCUCGAAUAAAAAUGUAGGAGUCUCAUCUCAUCCUCUUCUGGGCAGGCUCAGGUUUUUACCAAAGUUGAAAUCUGUGUCCAUCAGCAACUGUGGUUUACGUGAAGAGUCGUUUUCAUCACUAGCUGAGGCCGCCCUUCACCUUCCUGAACUGGAGAUAUUAGACCUUUCUUGGAAUAAGUGCGUUGGUGGGAACCUAAAGCUGCUUUGGGGAGCGCUAAAGCUUGCGACGGAGAUUCAAGUGUUAAGACUGAGCAGCUGUAACCUGGUGGCUGAAGAUUUGGCACUUCUAACAUUACUGAGGCAGGAUGGCCAUUUAGCCAGAUUACAGAAGCUGGAUUUGAGUUAUAACAACAACAUCUCCGACGAAGGGUGGGUCGUUUUCUGUCAAGGCUUAGCAGUGUUCAAAGAGCUGGCAGAGCUGGACGUCAGCCUUCGCCCCUCGUCCUGCCGUGCCUGCGGGACGUGGUUCGGCGCCUUGUUAGCAGCGCUCACAAAGCUGCCUGCCUUGGCAGAGCUGGGGAUGCAGCGAUGGGUCCUUUCAGAGGCCCAGCGGAAACGACUGGAAAGCUUUAACCAAGACAACAAAAGAAACAUUCGUUUUGACUGUUGAUGAAGGUUGAAGUUUUCUGGAAGGUUGAAGGUUUCACGAGCAGCACAGGAACCAAGUAUUAUGUGUCUUUCACUUAGAACACUACCCAGUUUUUAGUAAUCUUGUCUCAUGAGAGCUCUU
Molecule: messenger RNA, 2846 nt
Organism: Calidris pugnax (ruff)
Lineage: Eukaryota; Metazoa; Chordata; Aves; Charadriiformes; Scolopacidae
Gene: LRRC31
Product: leucine rich repeat containing 31
Exons: 13
Coding region: 372-2726 (784 amino acids)
Molecular function (GO): protein binding
Source: RefSeq, a predicted model, not a curated record